UAAAUACCUACGAAACCCAACAAAGAUUAAGCAUCCAGUUGGGGAAUUUUGAUUCUGCAAUAAUGGAGAUGAAGAGAGCAAUAUGCAGCCUCUGCUUCUUGUUGGCUCUUUUUCUCGCUCUUUCAUUACAAACUGCAGCAACAGAUGCUGUGGAUUCCGCUCCAGCAAUGGCGCCUGCACCAGAACUAACUGAAAAAGAGUGUGGUGAUAAAUGCGAGGUGAGGUGCACGAAUAAUCAUGGGUACCACAAGAUGUGCUUAAAAAUGUGCAACGUUUGCUGUAAAUCGUGCAACUGUGUUCCCAGCGGGCAGUCUGGUAAUGGGGAUGAAUGCCCAUGUUACAGAGACAGAAAGAACCCCAAAGGCAAAUCCAAGUGCCCCUGAAUCAAACUUGGUGUUGUUUCUUUUGGUUUAGUGUUGUUAUCGAAGGAGGUGGAAUAAAUGGGGGUGUGAGGGGAUUCAUGUGCAUUGUCUGCCACCAAACAGACACUUCAAAGGCUGAUUUGAUUUUCUGUUUUUUUUUUGGUUUCUAGCCUGCGUUCAUUGUUGGACACAUCUCAAUGGAGGUUAAGGAUGGAAGA
Cryptomeria japonica (Japanese cedar) is the source of this 580-nucleotide messenger RNA. RefSeq names its product peamaclein-like. NCBI's taxonomy places the organism in Eukaryota, Viridiplantae, Streptophyta, Pinopsida, Cupressales, Cupressaceae. The transcript has 3 exons. The record is from RefSeq and is a predicted model, not a curated record. Bases 63 to 383 code for a protein of 106 amino acids.